AUGGACUCAUCAACCACCUCGGCUCUCCCAGGUAAUCGCCUGAUUGCCUACAUCCAAUCCUUGGCUAAAGCCAAAAAGGGAUUGCCGUAUGGACUGCCCGUUUGCGUUGCACCAUCUCACACUGUCAACAGCACGGACGCUCUUCUCCGCUUAGCAUCGCUUAUCGGCCCAUAUAUCACUAUCUUGCAGGUUCAAGCGGACAUUAUCGAUGACUGGUCCGAGGAUACUAUCCGCCAAUUGACUUUGCUGGCCAAAAAAUAUGCAUUCUUGAUCUGGGAAGGCGGUCGAAUUCUGAAUGCCACUAUUGGGGUCGUUGGUCGACAGAGAGCAGAGUCGAGAGAAGUGAGGAAUACGUUGGUUGACCUGAUCCGCAAGAAAUACACCAAGGGUGUGGUGAAACCCGCCUCCUGGGCGAAUAUUUCAACUGCCUGGGCCUCUGGGGUAGCAGUCAAUAACCAAGCUGCGGACAUAUUGAUCCCGACUCUGAAGGCUGCUGCCAGAGAGGCCGUCGCUGAUGCUGUCCAGACUAUUAGGACAGAAAUCACCGCGGUCAUCGACUCGAACCGUCCAUUUAGUCCACACGACUCUUUCGGAGCUCAAACAAAUGGUGAAACCAGCCAUCAACGUCAGCCAUCACAUUAUGCGAUAGGGGAAGGCGAACAUAAUAGCUUGGCGCUCCCCCCACGGAAAGCAUCCACUAUCUCUCUCACUCGAACGAUAACUCAGCACACUGAGGAGUCGACUGAUGCGCUGAUGGGAACCGAGUCCUAUGAGCCCGAGGACGUCUGGGACUUUGGAGUGGCACCACCACCCACAAUCGACACCGACCUUCCUCCACCACCGCUCCUCGCCCGUGGGAUUCUUCUCUGCCUUCCCUCCGCUACGGACUCCGCAUUCACUCCUGAAUACCGCAAAAGCACCAUGGCUGCGGCAUACGCCAAUCAAGACUUCGUACUUGGAUUCAUCUGCGGUGAACCAUGGCAUCUGGUCUCCCAACGAGACGAUCAAAUACUAGGUUUCGAUGCACUGAUGGAUACUUUAACACCAACCGAGCAAGACCAACUCUCUCACGACAUGGAUGGAAUAGAAGAUACACCAUCUCACCCUCUAGCAUUAUUGUCAAUAAUCCCGCAUACGCUAAGCUCGGCAAAUGACCAGCAGCUGGGCGAUACAACACCGACAACAUUCGAAACACCAGAGAUACCCACAGAUUCUCUAAACCCACUGGCUCACAGAUUGUAUUCACUUGUGGGAGAAAGCGUCAGGGCCCGGGAUGCUUGCACUAGCCAGAGGGAGAAAUCUACACGGAAACAAGCGACGAAGAGGAGUUAUCGUCGUCCCGAUCUCCUGCAUAUUCCCCUUGUGUACUUGCCUUGA
Aspergillus nidulans FGSC A4 is the source of this 1377-nucleotide messenger RNA. RefSeq lists its product as uncharacterized. The transcript has a single exon. The coding region runs from base 1 to 1377 and encodes 458 amino acids. The record is from RefSeq and is a predicted model, not a curated record. NCBI's taxonomy places the organism in Eukaryota, Fungi, Ascomycota, Eurotiomycetes, Eurotiales, Aspergillaceae.